Messenger RNA from Zerene cesonia (dogface butterfly), 1924 nucleotides. RefSeq lists its product as uncharacterized. The transcript has 10 exons. The record is from RefSeq and is a predicted model, not a curated record. Gene Ontology annotation, cellular component: mitochondrial outer membrane. Gene Ontology annotation, biological process: mitochondrial protein catabolic process; mitophagy by internal vacuole formation. NCBI's taxonomy places the organism in Eukaryota, Metazoa, Arthropoda, Insecta, Lepidoptera, Pieridae. Bases 303 to 1901 code for a protein of 532 amino acids.
UACGCUCCAAGCUAAAGCCUCUACACUCAUCAAUAAGUGAACGCGCGCGUAACUCGUGUAUACCACGACUAUAAUUAAAAAAAAACUAUACCAUCAUAUCGACUUUGACCUUAGCCUGCCAAAAAAAAAAACAAAAAGAAUAAAUAAUAGAGGAAUAGAAAUAUAAACAUUUCAAAUUUCGAACUUGCUAGAAUACAUAAUUGUGUUUUGUUGCAUUGGUGUUUGGUGUAUUAUCACGCUUAUUGUCGGAUUACAAAUUAUUUGAUACCCUCAACUGGUCUCAAAUAAUGGGCUAGUACUACAUGCACUCGAUCAGCAUGAACGAAAGUCGCGAGAGAAUUCGACGGGAGAGGGAAAGAGAGAAGAACACGUAUACCUCUCCCCGUCUAGCGUUACGUCGCGUGCUGCUAUUGGCUGAAGGGCGACAGUUCCGGGAAGCAGCCGCCAUUUUGUCCAGGCUCGGACCGGGCGUUCUGCAGAGUGUUGCUUCAGAAUUACCAAUUGAUUUAUUAAUAGAAGCAUUACCGCAUUCGUCUCAUCUUAUAGAAACUCUUUUAAACAGGCUCGUAUCAUUGGAGAUAUCACCUCGUCCAGAGCUACAAUGCGAAGCAGUGGCUUGGAGGUUGGUUGGUCUCCUCGGAGGGGAGCAAGGCACUGGUCUUCGAGGCAGGACCAGUCGGCUGGCAUCAGCGCUGGUACAAUACUCUCCAGAGGCGAGAGACACCGUAGAUAAUAGACGACGACAGUUGGAUGCUGCUGUACAAGGUCUGGGCACACACGGCUUGACUGCGGACUCAUCAGGCUCGCUGAUAUCUCUGCACGUGGCCAUGAAGAAUGAACUGCAGCGGCAUGUCGACGUGUACAAGCAGGCUCUGCACAAACUGGAGGAGCUGUCACCGAUCACGAUCAACCAAGAGCCCGCGUCCUCGUCCCACCAGCGGCUGCUGGCGCUGUCGCACGCGGACGUCGAGCGGCGCCUCAUCGACAACAAGUCGCUCCUCACUAUUGUCGAUAAGCCGGCGCUGCGGCAGCUGCCCACCCUCGUCGCAUCACUAGCGGCGAGGGUGGAGAGCGAUAAGGCGGUGCUGGCCUGCGUGGGACAGAUCAAGAGGAGCGACCCCACCUUGGAUCUGAGUGAUACGAGGCCAGUGGCCGGUGUGCUGAUGAGCUACUCGCGGGGGUGCGCGGCGGUGCUCUCGCAGAUGAGCGCGCCGCCGCCGCCCCCCGACGCGCCGCGCUCCCCCACCGACUCCGCCAGCGACGGCUACCACUCGGAUAGCGAUGACGCCCACCAACAUCCUGAUAGGAACCAGCUAAUAUCCCAAUACGCGGCGGUGUGGUCGUACGCGAUGGAAGAGACUCUACCAGCCCUCUCCGCUCUGGAGGAGCUGAAGCAGACUCCGCAACUGAAGUACAAGAUCGUCUUCUCCGUUGUUGUGCUCUCCUUCCGCGCAGCCAUAAGUCUCCGCGACCGGCGCAUUAGCGAGGUGAAAUCUCUCCUCGGCUGCGAGAGUGAGAGUGAGAGCGAGAGUCCCGAAGUAUCUGGAUUCGUGUCGGCCGCCAUGAGGUUACUGCGGUCCACCGCGCACAGCUUCCCGCUGGGAGAAGCAGAGAGGACUGUUGUUAACCAGGUGGUGAAGACGCUGAGCGAGUACCGCAGCCUCGGCUCGUGCGGCGCGCUGCACGCGCUCGUGGCGCGCGCCGCCCGCGCCGCCUGGCCGCUCUGCCUGCACGCGCCGCCGCUGCGCAUCGACACCGACUUUACGCCCGUGGUAAUGAACCCGGAGAAGCACGUGCGCUACAGCGGCGCGGAUCGGCGCUCCGACCUCAUCAAGUCGUUCGUGUGGCCCGCGCUGCUGCACCGCGGCCGCUGCGUCUUCCGCGCCGUCGUGCUCACCUAGCGCCGGCCCCGCGCCCACGCGCC